Messenger RNA from Danio rerio (zebrafish), 1308 nucleotides. It is a transcript of the gene cirbpa, whose product is annotated as cold inducible RNA binding protein a. Gene Ontology annotation, molecular function: RNA binding; nucleic acid binding. NCBI's taxonomy places the organism in Eukaryota, Metazoa, Chordata, Actinopteri, Cypriniformes, Danionidae. The record is from RefSeq and is marked provisional.
GUCUCUGGAGUGCUGAUCGCGUUGGAGACGCACAUUCAUCGUUUCUCCCAGAACUGCGACAUCACAGAUCCAUCAUGUCUGACGAAGGGAAGCUGUUCAUCGGCGGGCUGAGCUUCGACACCACCGAGCAGUCGCUAGAGGACGCCUUCUCCAAAUAUGGUGUGAUCACCAACGUUCAUGUUGCCCGAAACCGAGAAACCAACAGAUCCAGAGGAUUCGGUUUCGUGACCUUUGAGAAUCCAGAUGAUGCGAAGGAUGCACUGGAGGGGAUGAACGGAAAGUCUGUGGAUGGCCGGACGAUCCGUGUGGAUGAGGCAGGUAAAGGUGGAGGUGGCGGCGGUGGCCGAUCAGGUGGAGGAGGAUCAUACAGAGGUGGCGGAGGAGGAAGAGGAGGUGGAGGAGGAUUCUUCAGAGGAGGCAGAGGACGAGGAGGUGGAGGUGGAGGAUAUGGAGGAGGAGAUCGCAGUUAUGGAGACAGAAGCUACGGUGGUGGUGGAGGAGGAUACAAGAGUGGAGGAGGUGGAUAUUCCUCUGGAGGAGGCGGAGGGUACAACAGAGACAGAGGUUCUGGUUACGGUGAUCGAAGCAGCUCGUACAAAGAUGGCUAUGAUAGCUAUGCUGUACAAGAUUAAAACCCAAGACCUGACGCGUCACUGGCCGAGCGUUUCUAAAGACUCAUGGAUCUGUUCUUGGAUUUGUUGUUUCUGUUCUGUUCUUGUACUUUUGAGGGGGAAAAAGGCUGUUUUGUAUUUUUAUUUCUCUCGGCCGUGAAUGAAUGAAUGUUCCUCUUCUGCACCACGAGCCUCAUUUUCUGAAUCCUUUAGCGUUGCGUUUGUUGGGGUCACCGUCCGCGGUGCGACUGCUUUUAUGGGGAUCAAAGAGUGUUACUGUACCUGCGCUGUCAUUUAUAAGAGAACGGCUCCUUCUGUUAGCUGUGUUUAAAAAAAAAAAAAAGCAACAAAUUUGUCCAUGUUCAAUAUCCAAAAAGUGAAUUCCUUUCAGACUGGUGAGCGCUGGAGCGUCCGGCAUCAGUGCGGCUGUUCUUGCGGAGGUAUAUCGAUAUCUCUGUCUCUGCUCCAUGCCUGUUUUAAUGAUGGACUAAACCUAUUCUCACACGCGUUAUAUAUCGAUCAUUUACUUGAAAGAGAAGCAGAAAUUGUGAACCGUAAACUCCAGAACUGAGAUAUCCUUGUGCUCUUGUUUUUCUUUGUAUUGAAAUUUGACACUUUGUUUUUAUUCUCAUUUUUAUUUUUGCUUUUUUCCAAUUGUGGCUUCAUGGAGCCUAUUAAACGAAAACGUUUGUUCAAA